AUGCUCGACGCGUCGACGCGAUUUGCCUCUUGGUCCAGCAUCCCAGCGUCUCAAGACUCAACAGUCAACAACCAGAUUCCAUUACUAGAGAGCGCUUAUGCUUUCGAGAGCCAAAGACCGUCAGCUGCAAUGAGCCGACGUGAGAGAACCACGAAGAUCACCAAACAUAAAACCGACCACGACCACGACUUCGACACCCCAGACACAGACAAGACAAGCACACCCACUCAUUUAAUAGCGUCCAGACACUCGAAGACAAAGACGAAGAAUUUACUCUCCUCCUCCUUCUCCUCCUCAUUAUCGAAAAUACAGAAUAGAAGUCUAUUCUCGUCAGCUUCCACUACGAGAUUUUCAAAGUCCACUUCAUUCUCGAGCCCCAGUGACCAGACUACACUUACGCAGAUAGCUUUCGUCACAAAACCACGCGAACCCCCGUCAGACGAUGGCGGGCUCGAUUAUAUUGAGGGAAACGAAGCCGAUAAGGCGGACAAUGUUCGGCAAGGCAAGGACGAUGCAAUUAUUAUAGACUCCGAUUCUGAGAAUGAUAGCGACGCAGACAACACCAAUACCGAUUGUCUUCCACAAGCACGGCGGGUCCGUACGGUCAGAUUCAGCGAAAGUCGUACUAUCGGAGACAGAGCGAAUUCACGGGGGAAUGUCAUCCGAAAUAGAAACAAUGCCGUCGAGAAAAAUGCGGAAGUCAGAAGAAGCUCCCUCCCGGCCAAAAGCAACAAGAAGACAGCAAAGGACAAGACCCUCACACAAAUGAAAUUCGUACAGCCUAUUGUGUACAUUAAGUCUGACGGUGAAAACGACGAGGAAAUAAGAUUCGAUUACAUUUACGAUAAUCCCCAAAGGGCCAAUGGCAAGAAAAUGCACGAAUUAACAAGCGAUGAUAAGGUGGAAGGUGAUUUGAGCCAGGACCCAGCUUCUCAGCAGGAACCUGUUGGAGUCAAGAGAAGGAAGCUAGAUGAUGGUCCAGCGCAAUUGCCGGUUGGCCAACAAGCGAACGUUAAAGGGGGAGGCGUUAUCGAAGGACCAUCUCGAAAUCCAGUUACUCCGCGGAAGACACACAAAUUUGAAAUACCUUCUUCACAAUCACCGGAGAGCCCUGGCAUGGCAGUUAUCUCUUCUCAGUUCUGCCGCGCCACUCAGACUCCAUUGAAAGACCCGAGUCCAAAUACUUCUAAACGCUGCUUGCCAGAAGGUUCACCCACUUCUCAUUUGCUGGGGGAUGCUUCUCUGAAUUCGGAUCAUCCCUCCUCGCUCGGGGAGAGUACAGUCUCUGCUUCAUCUAUGAUACGGAAGUCGCCUCUGCCAGGUGGAUCUGGUGCCGCCGGCAAUGAAUCCAGAUCUAGAACUGGCAGUUUUGGGAGGACUAUUGUGUACGAAACAGAUGCGGAGUCUGAUGAUGGCGACCUGGAAACCGAGUCGCUAAGUGUUACUGAUUCUAAAGAGGCAGCUGGUGGUGAACCAAAAGUGUCUGCGGAGAUCAUCCGGGACUCCUUGGGGGAUGAUUCCCAGACUACUGAACCACCGGACAUUUCUUCUAAUGUCGACCUUGAACCCAUACUCACCGAUACAGAGCCUCCUAUGUCGUCAAACGCAUCAAUUUGUUACCGAAGACAGCAAUUAUCCACGCAGUUCCCGGAAGGGCCUAUACCGACAUUGAGUACUCAGAAAAUGGCCGAACUUUUCCCUCAAGAUAGCAGCCCUCGAGUCAGCAAGGCGAGGGACGCGUCUCGACUACGGACGUCCUCCUUAGUCAAGUCCUGGUCGGUUCCCGGGCCCCCUUCACAAAAUCAGGUACCAGAACCUACCCAAACACAGGAUAAUUAUUUGAACAAGUCGACUGAAAUUGUACCUGAAUCGUCUCCUGUGGUACGACGAGAUGCGCACGAGCCUGUGGUACAGGUGGAGUCUUCUCAACCAGCGGACAGAAUUCACAAACAGAUGGACUCCAAUGGAGAUGCCGGUUCUGAGGGGAUUCUCUCCAGGAGCCAGCUGCUGCCAUCCAGUGUCAUGGAGAGUAUACCAAUGCCGGUAUUUUGGAUGGGAAGUCAGGAUAGUGUUGGUGAGCCCUACACCCUGCCAGACGGCUAG
Molecule: messenger RNA, 2103 nt
Organism: Monascus purpureus
Lineage: Eukaryota; Fungi; Ascomycota; Eurotiomycetes; Eurotiales; Aspergillaceae
Source: the annotation of a GenBank genome assembly